Molecule: messenger RNA, 2811 nt
Organism: Aureococcus anophagefferens
Lineage: Eukaryota; Pelagophyceae; Pelagomonadales; Pelagomonadaceae
Exons: 2
Coding region: 1-2811 (936 amino acids)
Biological process (GO): protein homooligomerization
Molecular function (GO): protein binding
Source: RefSeq, a predicted model, not a curated record
AUGGUGGCCUGGGGCAGCCUGCCAAGGAACAACAAGCCCGACCACGGCCUCCUCGCCACGCCAGAGAAAAAGGAACAGCAGGGCGGCUUCAGCUUCGGCGACGCGUCGCAGCAGGAAGAGAAGUGGCGCGCGACCAUGUCGGGCCACGGGCGCGUCGUGCUCAACGUCGGCGGCAAGAUCUUCGUGACGCUGUCGUCGACGCUCAUGGACUCGCCCUACUUCGAGAAGCUCCUCGCGAACCGCAUGGGCGACGAGGGCGACAUCUUCAUCGACCGCGACGGCGAGCCCUUCUCGUACAUCCUGAGCUUCUUGCGGACGGGCAGCCUCGUCAUCGCGCCCGAGGCGCAGCACAUGCUCAAGAGCAUCUUGCUCGAGGCCGAGUACUACGGCGUCGCGGCCCUCGUCGAGCACGUCAGCGACCGCUGCCGCGCGAAUUUGUUGCCGCGCGACGAGGACGCGGAGGACGGCGCCUACGAGAAGUUCGAGUACACGUACCUCGUCGCGCCCAAGAGCUCCGAGGGCGUCACGGGCCUCGUGCGGCACCGCUGCUUCCCCGAGUGCUUCUUCCGGUCCAUCCGCGAGACGAAGAUCGUCAGUUUAAGCCCCGCGGUCCCCGACACGUACGUGCACUGGAUCGACGGCGACGACGUCGAGCACGGCAUGCCCAUCGUCGCCAUGGCCCUCGUGGAGCUCAUCUACGGCGACUCGCGCGUCGAGCCCAUGAUCAAGUUCGAGAACGACUACGUCCAGCCCAUCUCGACGAUCCCGAACCAGAACGCGGCGCACACGUGGUGGAUCGUCAAGAAGACGCUCGUGAAGAUGGACGAGAGCAUGGUCAAGAGCGCGCUGAGCGCCAAGGAGGCGAACCUCGUGCUGGACAAGGUGCCGACCUUCCUCGAGAUCUGCGAGUACGAGGACCCGAAGACGCUCCCGAUGCGCCCCGCAGCCCGCGGGCGCGCCGUGCGGCCCGCGAUCCUGGGCCUCCUGGCCCUCGGCGCCAGCGGCGAGUGGUGCACGGACCGCACGUCGCCCCUCUGCGUCGGCGACGGCGCGCUGCGGUCGCGGUGGCAGGGCGGCGACAUGCCCCAGGGGUCGACGGCGUGGACGGCGCGGGAGCGCGCCGCCGUGCGCGCGGCGCUGGCGACGCCGGCGACGACGGUCCGCGACCUCGACCUGCCCAGGGUCUACGUCUACCCGUUCCCGCCCGAGCUCGUCGACAUCUACGGCCUGCUGAAGAGGCACCUGCCGGCGGCGCAGGUCGCGAAGCUGUCGCCGAACAUCACCUACUUCGACUUCGCCGGGGGCCUCGACCCGUCGCAGCAGGCGUCCGAGUCCUGGGGCCCCGAGGCGCUCGGCCCGCGCGGCGAGGUCCUGGGCCGCGUCUGGACGCCGUCGGCGACGCUCGUCGGCCGCUGGAACGAGGCGAGCGCCGAGGACCGGGGCCACCACGGGGGCGCCUUCUGCAAGGACGCGCUGGCGCGGGGCGACGCGGACGUCGUCGAGGGCCGCUGCGUGCUCGAGCGCUUCAGCCAGCACGCGAUGGCCCAGGCGCUCCACCGCGCUCUGGCGGUGGGCUAUCCGAACAUCGUCACGAAGCCGAAGGACGCGGACCUCUUCUUCAUCCCGGACCACUUCAUCUCCACGCUCGUCGAGCGGCACCGCAUCUCCAAGGACCAGUGGUGCUCCGCCGUCGGCCCCGUCUGGCUCAGGCACCUGCGGAAAUUCCGCACGAAGCGCGACGGCAGCUUUUUGGGACGGCGCAACCUCGAGGACCACUUCUUCGCCAUCGGCCGCGCCUGGCACCACCCCGCGGACCGCAAGAAGACGGAGAACCUCAAGCGGCUGGAGCGGUUCGGCGUCUCCGAGGACUGCGGGUACCGCUGGGCGCUCCGCGGCGCGCACCGCCUCGUCCUCGAGAGCCAGUACAACUACAACCGCGCCUGCGCGCGCGUCCACCCCGUGCCCUACCAGGGCUUCCUCGCCUGGGACGACCGGCCGGCCUUUGGGGCCGACUGGUUCGGAACCGUCGCGGCCGGCCCCGGGGAACGACGGACGCGCGUCACGGGCUUCUUCGCGACGCCCGACGGCAAGGACCCGAGCGGCACGCGCGACAAGUUCGCCGCGGCCUGCGCGGCCAUGGACGACUGCGAGCGGCUGGCGGACGACACGUCGCCCGUGAACACGCACUUCGAGGCCGCGUACCGCAACUCCACGUUCACGUUCCAGCCCUGCGGCCACAGCGCCGUGCGCAAGGGCAUCGUCGACAGCAUCGACGCGGGCGCCGUGCCCGUGCUCGCGGCCGCGGAGCCCGACUUCGCGGACUGGGUCUCCGCGAAGGACCAGCGGGACUUGUGGCCGUGGAACUGGCCGCAGCAGGGGGCCUCGUCCAUCAUCCUCCGGCCGGACCAGCUCGACGACGUGCCGGGCGCGCUGGCGGAGGUCGACGCGGAGCAGCUCGGGCUCUUGCAGCGCGUCCUGGCGCGCGCGGCGCCGGGCAUGGCCUACCCGCUCGCCGCGCGGUACCGCACGCUCCGGUCCAUCCCCGCGGCCUACGCGGCGAGCGCGGACCGGCCGCCCAACGGCCUCGAGCUCAUCCUGCACCACCUGCGGCGCGCCGUGGCCAUGGCGCCGGCGAACGCGACGCUGGCCCUCUGCGAGGAGGAGGUCGAGGCCAUCUUCCGGAAGCGGAAGCCCGGGGACCUCGCGGGCUUCCGCGCCGCGCGGGCGAACGCGACGGCCAAGGCGCGGGCCAUCGGCGCGGGCGUCGACGUCGACAUCAGCGAGACGCUGAACCCGUACCUGCCCUUUUGA